Molecule: messenger RNA, 6028 nt
Organism: Vollenhovia emeryi
Lineage: Eukaryota; Metazoa; Arthropoda; Insecta; Hymenoptera; Formicidae
Gene: Pdzd8
Product: PDZ domain-containing protein 8
Exons: 10
Coding region: 636-3557 (973 amino acids)
Biological process (GO): mitochondrial calcium ion homeostasis
Cellular component (GO): mitochondria-associated endoplasmic reticulum membrane contact site
Molecular function (GO): protein binding; lipid binding
Source: RefSeq, a predicted model, not a curated record
GAAUUUAUCCCGUUCCGCCGCCGCCGCCGCCGACACACCACGCGAUCGCUGACUCACGAACGUCCCGUCGCGUCUCCGUGCGCGACGCGGCGUCGCGGGGGCUCGUUCUCCAUGUGUGCGUGCGUGCGUGCGCGCGCGCGCGCGUCGUUUCAGCUGAUCCGCGGGGGUCGACGAGUGAAAGUGCUCCGAAUACCUGUCGAGCCGUGAAGACCGCCGCGGGACCCCCGAUCCGUGUGCAGCGCGCGAUGCGUCGUCGGGCGCGAGACGGUGACGUUCGGCCGUACCGAAAGUUCCUAAUGCAACCUUAGCCUGUACCUUAUUUUGGAAUUCGCCGACGCUCACGCGGGAGAGAGGCUGGUUGUUCGACAGCUGUGGCUCUAAUACGGAUACCUGGGACACCCCGUUCUCGCCGUGUGCGCGCACAGUGUGACAGCGCCGUUCCCCGAUGUGUCCCGCUACUGACACUCGUAGGAGAAGAAUCGCCUCCUCGACGCAGCUGCGCCUUCAGCACCGGGCAUUCGUUCUCCCACGUGUGCACGGUGUAGCGUUACUCGCCCAGUAAUCACGCUCGCGUCGCGUUCGACAGCCGGAGCGGGGCUGAGAGGGGGCGCGUCCUCGACAGCGGUGAAUCUAAUAUGGACAGUCUGCAGCUGGUCCUGGUGGCUGUCCUCACGUUUGUCUGCGGUGUAAUAUGUACCCUGGCGUUGCAGUUCUACCUGUUCAAGAGGUACUUGGAGACGGGGCCGCCGGCCGCCACGCCGCAGAGGCAGCUGCGGCAUGGCAAGGCGCAGUUACCUGACGAGCUGGCGGAGCAGCUGCAGGAGGAGCGUGCGAGCGCCAACAACAGUAUGUCCCGCCAGGCGAUGUCCCAGGGCAACGAGAACCUGGCGAUCAACCUGACGCUGCAGUUCCUCUUCAACGAGCUGCGGAACGCCGAGCGAGUGCGCCUGUGGCUCUACCGCAAGUUGAACAACGAGUUCAAGGAGCUGCUGACGCAGUCAACCACCGCCAAGCUGUUGGACAGCGUGAUGCUGAGGGACUUGAAUCUCGGCACGCAAUUUCCGACGAUCAAGGGUCUGGAGGUCGCCGACUCCAAGAUCGACGCUGACACGGGUUUGCUGGAGUCGCUGGACUUGGCCUUAGAUUUACAUUACUCAGGAAACUUUCAAUUGUCUAUAGAUGUUAAGAUGCUGCUCGGUAAAACAGCCUACAUGGCGCUGCAAGUGAAGCGUAUCAGCGGUAAAGCUAGGCUACAGUUUACUCGCGUACCGUACACGCACUGGUCGUUGAGCUUUUAUUCGGAUCCGAUCUUGGAGCUGGAGGUGCAGUCGCAGUUCCAGGGCCGUCAGCUACAGCCGCAGAUCAUCUCGAUCAUCACCGGUCAGAUUAGGAGGGCGGUGAAGCGGAAGCAUACUCUACCUCGUUACAAGAUGCGCUACAAGCCGUUUUUCCGCAGAUUGAACGACGAGGCCGUGGAUCUCUCGGAGGUCGCCAGCACCCAGCUCACCCCUGGAUACCUGGAGGUCGUGCUGUUGGAGAUCAGCAGAUUAAACCUCGCGCCCAUCGUCCUCAACAGCGGCGAGGACGUGUCGCAGGUGGAAGUGCACUGCACCAUGAGCAUAGAUUCUACGCCGUGGAUCUACCUGACGCAGUACAGCGGCGUUCCAUACAUGGUGCUGGACCUGAUCAUCAGUAAGACGGGCUCCCAGCAGUUGGGCGUGGUGUUCAAGCAGGAGGUCGUGCCGGAGGUCGGCCAGAUGUGCGUGCUAGUCGAGACCAUAGUGUCCGGCAGUCCGGCGGCGAUCGCCGAGAUGAGGAGGGGCGACAUUUUGGUGGCGGUGGACGGCAAAAAGGUGUCGAGCAUGAAUCAAGUGGCCAAGUUCGUCAAGUCCGCUGUACAACGACGUUUCAUUAUCAGGGUGGAGAGGCGGUACUCGAAGGCGGAUUCGAGCGAGAGGGGGCAGAAAGCGGACAACGAGAGAACGCCCUUCGCCGAGAGGAAGGCGUCGAAGAGCGACUCCGUGGGCAGGCUGGACAGCCCGAGUGUGGAAGACGCCGGGAAGAUGAAGUUCGAGGCGCAGAUCAAGUUCUCCGAUCUGCGAGAUUCCGACACUGAUCUCGCGGACUCCCGGUUGGAAACCGGUAAGCUGUUCAAGAGAAGAAAGAGCAGCAUCCAGACGGAGGAGGUCGCCCAGACGCCCGACACUACGCCGUCUCGACGAAUCUCGUUGGUCUCCACGUCGUCGGCGUCAUCCAGCAAUGUUCAAUUUUAUCUUCCGGACGACUGUAGCACGACCAACAUCGCCGAUCUGUACCACAACACGAAGGAGAGACCGUACGCCUCUCUGCUCACCUUCGAGGAGACCAAGAGCUUCCGCAUCGAUUCCGAAUUGCAAUACUUAAACGUGGGCGUGUGGGGCCGCGUGAAGGGCGGCGAAACUCCACCGAAACUGCUAGGCUACAUAAACGCGCCUGUGAAAUUAAUCCUGGCGCAAUGCUGCACCUCCACGACCGGGCAUUACCUAAAAUGUCACGCUUUAUUGCCCCCGGAAAGUGCUUCUUUAGCGACGUCCUACGUAAGACUGCAGGGUUACUCGGGAUUCGAUCCGACGCUCUGUUACGGCGACAUUCUGCUAUCGUACAUAUGGGAAUCGUGUCGACCGAGCGAACAUGCGAACAAUGAUUUCGGGAAGAAGGAGAACGCAGAAACUGCCAAAAUUCAACCGAUUCCAAGCGAGGAGAUUGCUGACAGGAAGAUACACGAUUUUAUCAGGACACACUUCCACAGAGCGACGCACUGUGACUUUUGCACGAAAAAGAUUUGGUUAAAGGACGCGGUACAGUGUCGAGAUUGCGGUAUGGUGUGCCACAAGAAGUGCGAGGUGCGUUGCCAGGCGUCCGGCACCUGCGGCGCGGAGAGCCUAGCAGCCCUGGCAUUGGAGGCCGAUGAGAUCGAGCCAAACGUCGGGGAUAUCUCUAGCCCGGAGAUCUCUCUGACAGGAUGCGAAGAUAACGUACAGGGCGCAAGUAUGAUGGCCGUGAAGGCUAGUAUAGCUAACACUCUGUUGGGCCUGAAGAAGGCUGGAAGUACCAGUUGCCUGGCCCCACCGGCUUCCGGUAUUGGUCUGGCAUCUCGAAGUCUCCCCCCAAGUCCCUGUGCAUCCCGCAAGAGUUCAUUGGCUGGAGGUCUGGGAAUAAAUCCUGACCUCUUGGAGGGUGCUGAGCCAAGUGUUGCAGCUCCACUUAUGGCCGGUGACUUGGACGACGGGCUUAUGUCAAGGGCCAGGGACACCGGUAAAUUCUUGUACAAGUACCUGGAGCCGCAGGAGCGCGUCGAGAAGAUCAACGCCAUGAUGGGAAAAUUGAAGAACGCGCUAGACGCCGAAACUACCUCAAGAUUGGGGCUGUCCCAGAACGGGGACGCGGACAGCAUGAAACUGAUCGCGCAGAGCGACCUGCGAGUACAAGCGCUAAGCGUGCUGCUUUUGCACUACUGCGCCGGCUUGCAACACGCGCAGGAGGCGGUGGACCGACCACAAGCCAGCAAGGAAUCUUAACAGGAGCGGAUACAAUAAACGAGGCAGCUUUAAGAGAAAAUUGUCCCCCCAUCAUUUCUCUCUUUCUCUUUCUAUAACAAUGAAUGUGGAAAAUGUAGCGAUAUUUGAUAAUGGAAUAAUAAUGGUUUGCUUUUGCCAUUUAUUUCGUCAUGAGCAACGACUGGAUAAUAUUAACGCGACGUUACAUCAAUUUUACGCUGUUGAUAUUGCCGUUUUUUAAUAUUGACUUAAUUAUAAUAUUAAUGGAUUAAUUAUAAUGUUAAAAUUGUAAUGUUACACCAGGUUGUAUAAAAUGCACAGAAAUAUUUAUAUUACUAUGCACAGAUAAAUAGGGAGCAAAUAUCUAACAGUAUUUUUAAACAUUCCAUCGGUGCAGAUAUCAGAAUUACAAUUAUAUGUAUCACUUUUUCUCGUUUCUACUAUUUACUGUAAUAAUAUUUUAGAAAGCGUUAUUUAUGUAGCAUUAUUAUAACGUUACGUAACGAUACAUUUUCCAAAAUUUAGCGUUAAUGUAACGUUAUAAACAUUAUAUCAUAAUAUUACAAAGAGAAAAAAUGUGUGUAUGUUUGAGCGCGUGUAUGUGUGUGCGUAUGUUUAUUUUUGAAUACAUAUUAUGCCAUAGCUGUUCCAAAGCCUAUUCUACAUUAGUCAAUUGAUUAAACUUUAAUACUAUUCACACGAGUGACGGUAGGAAGAGAUGAUGAAAUAUAGUAUUUAAUUUAUUAGUCAAAAUUUUUUCGUAAUCGCAAAUCUUUAAUGGCAAAUAUUUUAUUAAUUAUAUUAUUUUCUCGAAAUCGUUUUUGAAGAGGCUUUGUAUUAUUUUCCAUAUCUCAUUUAAUUUACGGAAUUUAAUUUUAACAAUUGCAAACGAAUACGUAAUUUUUCGCAUUGUAUAGAAUUAAUCGAAACUCUGAAUAUGUAUUACGCAUGUAAAUAAUACUACGUAAAUUACGCACGCAAAUGAUUUCGUGUAUCUAAGGGCUUCUGAUAAUUUUGUCGAUUUGCGUGUUAUAAUUUGCAUUACAUACGUAGCCGGAUAAUACUCAGAGACGGGAUAUCGUUCACUAAGAGAGAACACCAAACUCGUUAAAAUUAGUAUUAAUAGAUCGUUAUAAUAAUAAUUGCAAUGUACGUAGAAAGAUGCGUGUGUAUUCACACAACAAGGGAAUGGCUGCGUUCGGCAGAAAAAGCUGCUUUGCAACUGUUGUAAAAUUCAUAGAUCUGAUUGGCAUAUUCUCUUAAAUUUAUUCAAGAUUAAGAGAAUACGCCAAUCAGAUUCACGAAUGUUACAGCAGUUGCAAAGCAGCUUUUUCUGCUGAACGCAGCCAAUGCUUUUGUUUGACAAACGAUAUGCGUUAUCUAAAAAUAAAAGCUUUCCGUAAAACAGCGCGAUUCUCCAAACGCCUAAUAAAUACAUUUUGUCUGGUAACAAUUUUGUGCGAUAUUAAAUUCGCGAAUGUAACGUGUGAUGGAGCAUAUGUUAUAACGUGCGAAUUUAUAAGACUAUUUAUAGAUUGAGAUAACGAUCUUUCGCGAUCGUAGGUGAUGAUCUGUACUGGAUAGUUGUUGAACACGGUGCACGGGGGUUGUGCAUUGCGCCAAAAUACGUGUGAUAAAAAGGCUAUCUUGCACGGUUCUAAUAACAUUUUCAGAUCUCACGUCUCUUUUGACAAAACAAUUUAAACCAAUUUGCGAUUAUAACGCAUCAUUAAAACAAUGUUUGACAGAAGUGAUUUUAAUAUCUGCAUAUACUGCUUUCUAUGUCUCUAUUAAAUUACAUUCCUACUCUUUAUUUAUUAUAUAAUUCACUUUUGGAUUAUAAUCGUACAAAGGAAAUGAAAACAGAUGCCAUGACUCGACAGCUUUUCAGUGUCUUAAGAAUCGCAGAUGGUGCCAAAUAACUUAAACCUCAACACAGAACAUAUCUAUGAAGUGGAACAACUAUACCGAACGGUAUUAAACUGUAUAUUCGCGCAUUAAAGGCGAAGAGAGUGUACGUUUACGAUACUGAGAGAGCUAGGAGUGAAAGAGUUGGCGUUAUGUUUAGCAUUAGAUAUGAUUCUGCGAUUCCGAUCUCUACUUAUGUAAAAAAAAAAGAUGCAUUCGGCCUGAUGGCAAUUGGAUGGUCACGUGUAACGCUAAAUGCGCUGAACGAAAUACAGAUCUUUGACUGUUGAAUCUAUAAUCAAAGAACUUUACCGCUUUGGCCUAAAUCGAUGAUAUUGAUAUGACGACCGGCGAAGAAACUGAUGCAAAUUUUGACUGUAUUUAACUUAAUUGUUCACAGUGCAUUUAUAGACGUACGAGAGGCAGCUUCGUAUUAGCGAAAUCCAUCCAUAAGCAUUUUUGUGUGGCCGUAAUUUAAGGUGUUGCGCGUCUCGCGAUUACAAACCGAUAUGUAUUAUCGCUCAUUGUUAUUAUAUAUAAAGUGGACAUAAAGGUGGAAUAUAGAUUGUUAUAAUCGUCGUAAA